Racocetra persica is the source of this 718-nucleotide messenger RNA. The record is from the annotation of a GenBank genome assembly. NCBI's taxonomy places the organism in Eukaryota, Fungi, Glomeromycota, Glomeromycetes, Diversisporales, Gigasporaceae.
AUGACAGAGGUACAGGAGCUGUUAAAACUGAGGGCAUUUGUUCUAAGAGUCGUAGAAGAAGAAGGUUGGAAAGUGGCGGCAAAGAUACCAAAACCAACCCCUAGUGAAACCGAUGAAUUUAGGGAAUUACUAACUGAAGCAAGGAAACAAGCUAAACCUUCUGAAGGAUUUCCCGCAUUCUAUAGUAGAGGAACCUGGAGAAGUAGAGGCACCUUAUGUCCAGCACCCACCACCUAUGUUUCAAGGGUACCAGAGUCAGAAUGUGAUCCCGAACCCAGAUCAGCAACAAAGCAGUUUAACUGCUAUUUUUGUGGUGGCGCUGGUCAUACAGCAGCAGUAUGUCCAUCAAAAUCGGCAGAGGAACAAAAUAAUAAUAAUAGCUGGCGAUACAGAUCAGAGCAGGGAGGUUGUAGGAAAAAUACACGAGCCAGCAGCCGUGAGAUAUUAGAUGGAAAAGAUAGGACCCCCACCAGUAGUAGAUUGCUGGUUAAGGAACUUAGUGCCUCUGUUUCCAAGGAAUGUAUGGAGCCUCAUCGAAAAAGGGGAUCCAAAACCCUACAAACUAACGGCAGAACAAAAGGUGUAGUUGGAGGAGGAGUUAAAUCGGGCACAAGUGAUCGUGUCACAACAAAAGCUGGAGGAGACAAAAGCUUGUUUGAGAACAUUGUUGGAAAUAAAUUGGGUAACAGCCAGACAGUUGGCAAGGGUUACGGGCAAG